Molecule: messenger RNA, 345 nt
Organism: Clunio marinus
Lineage: Eukaryota; Metazoa; Arthropoda; Insecta; Diptera; Chironomidae
Source: the annotation of a GenBank genome assembly
AUGGCUGCAAUAUCGUUAGGACAACUCCGUAACGAGUUCAAUGACUUCGAUCAAAUUUAUACCUACUGCGAAGCAAAGCGAAAAUACGUAAAAAAAGAUGGCUCAAAAACAGCUAAAGCUUUUGUGAAAUUUAUUUCCAACGAAUUGCAAAAUCAAUUCCCCGAAUACGACGAGAAUAAAAAGGGAUGGAUCACCAGAAACACUCGUUGUUCAGGAAAAAAGGGCGACUUAGACAACCACGAUGAUGAUGAACGUUUGGUGAAACAACUUGACACUCAUCUAGCUUUAAUAAAUACUGCACGUAUGACGUUUCAUUUGCUUGCAAAGGAAGGAAGAUUUCAGUGA